Paramuricea clavata is the source of this 800-nucleotide messenger RNA. NCBI's taxonomy places the organism in Eukaryota, Metazoa, Cnidaria, Anthozoa, Malacalcyonacea, Plexauridae. The record is from the annotation of a GenBank genome assembly.
GUUGCCUUCUCGUGUGGCAGACUUGCCUGUCUUAAUUGUGCAAAGACAUGGUGCAGAAGACACACAUCGAGACUUUACUGUGCGUCGACACAAAGUUCUUGAGGCUGUACUAUGGUUAAAGACAAACAAUCCGUUCUUUAAAAAUAUUGAAAUUGACAGAGAUGUCAUCCAAAGUUUACCAGAAAAUGGUAUUCCUGAUGAGCUAAGGUAUGUCAUUGAUGAAAAUGAGCUUUCAGUUCAUGUUGAAAAUGAGGGGCCUCCCCAAGACCCAGUAAUGAGUGCUAAUGCAAGUGUGGAAGAGUUAGUUUUAGGAAGUGGCAGUACAUCGUUUAUUCCUACGUGUCAAAGACAGAGAAAAGGUGCGGCUAUCCAAGAUGCAGUAAAUGAGGUUGAUCCGUUAGACUGGUCAUCUACUGAAGCUAAUCUCAUUAAUGAAUUUAAAACAGAUAGUUUAGCUACUAUGGCCUUUCCUACAUUGUUUCCUUAUGGGAAGGGUGACCCAACGAAUAGGGCAAGACAAUAUGGUAUAACGUUAACCGAAGCUUUCAAACAUUUAAUGAAGUUUGCAGAGAGGCUUGCAGAUGGUAAGUUUGAAUGGAGGUUUGCUUCUCACCCUCGGUUUCCUUAUUGGGCGUUAAACAUGAAACAACGACAUCAGCUGUUGUCACAAGCAAACGUUUACUUGCGUCAACAUCCUGCUGAUGCAAACAUGACAAUGGAAGAACUGAAACAGAUGAUCAAUUCCAUGAGUACAAAUCAAAUGGUAAAUAGGUUGCAGCGCUAUGUGUCGAAAGUACAAG